Messenger RNA from Artibeus jamaicensis (Jamaican fruit-eating bat), 9679 nucleotides. It is a transcript of the gene ELK4, whose product is annotated as ETS transcription factor ELK4. Gene Ontology annotation, molecular function: sequence-specific DNA binding; DNA-binding transcription factor activity, RNA polymerase II-specific. The record is from RefSeq and is a predicted model, not a curated record. Gene Ontology annotation, cellular component: nucleus. Bases 592 to 1893 code for a protein of 433 amino acids. The transcript has 7 exons. Gene Ontology annotation, biological process: cell differentiation; regulation of transcription by RNA polymerase II. Lineage: Eukaryota; Metazoa; Chordata; Mammalia; Chiroptera; Phyllostomidae.
CGGCAGGGCGGGGCGCGAAGAGUCGCGGCCGGGGUGGUGGCGGUGGCGGCGGGAGAUGCGGGCGGCUGCGGGCACCCAGCGGGCUGGGGUCGGCCGCCGCCGCCUUCUUCGGCUCCGCCGCGGUUGUCACCGUGGCUGCCGCGCCGUCCCAGAGGUGCCGGCGUGAGGAAGCGGUGGGUGGACAGCAGCGUCGUGCUCGCGACGGAGACCCAGAGGGAGCCCCGCACGCGGCCUCGUGCUCUUUCCUGCCGCACUGGGAAGUGCUGAGGAAGCAUCGGCCUUUUCCGCAGCAGUUAGGUUCUGCCUUAAAGUACCCAACAGCUGGGCACGCGCGCUCUUCAAACAACCAACUUAGCUGUGGAAUAAACCCGCAGCACCUUGGACACACCCGUGCUCGUGGGAACCUCCCCUUUGCUCAGGAUGAGACUUGGACGCUCACGGUGGAGCCGUUGAUGUUAACUUUGUUUUUCUGCAUGUGCAGCCUAGCUGUUGUAAACCUGUAGGGCUCCAGCAUUAUCUACGGUGACAGCCAUCCAGUAGGUGUGGAGGGGUAUCUGAGCUGGCUUAUUUCCAUUUCCGUAAUAACUAACCAUGCUCAGUGCUAUGGACAGUGCUAUCACCCUGUGGCAGUUCCUCCUGCAGCUCCUCCAGGAGCCUCAGAACAAGCACAUGAUCUGCUGGACCUCUGACAAUGGGGAGUUCAAGCUUUUGCAGGCAGAGGAGGUGGCUCGGCUCUGGGGAAUACGGAAGAACAAGCCUAAUAUGAACUACGACAAACUCAGCCGAGCCCUCAGAUACUAUUACGUGAAGAAUAUCAUUAAAAAAGUGAAUGGCCAGAAGUUUGUGUACAAGUUCGUCUCUUACCCGGAGAUUCUGAGCAUGGACCCCAUGAAGGUGGGCAGGGUGGACGGGGACUGUGAAGCCUUCAGCUUCAGUGAGGUUAGCAUCGGCCCCAGAGAAGUGGAGACCGGAGGGAGAGACAAGCCACCGCAGCCAGGGGCCAAGGCCUCCAGCCGCAAUGACUACAUUCACUCCGGCUUGUACUCUUCAUUUACUCUCAACUCUCUGAACGCCUCCAAGAGGAAGCCUCUCAAGUCCAUAAAGAUCGAGAAUCCAGCUGAGAAAUUGGCAGAGAGAAAAUCUCAGGAGUCAACACCAUCUGUCAUUAAAUUUGUAACAACACCUUCCAAAAAGCCACUGGUUGAACCUGUUAUUGCCACCAUCUCAACCAGCUCAAGUAUUUCUCCAUCUUCAGAAGAAACGAUCCAAGAGUUGGAGACUUUGGCUUCCCCCAAACUGCCUGCCGUGGAGGCGCCAACCUCUGCCUCCAGCGUAGCUCCCGCUUUUCUCGACACACCUGUCCCCUCCGUGUCCCCUUCCUUUCAGCCUCCUAGAACACCUUCGCCACCACCAAGUUCCAACCCAGACGUCGACACAAACAUUGAUUCUGUGGCUUCUCAGCCAAUGGAACUGCCAGAGAACUUGUCCCUGGAGCCUAAAGACCAGGACUCAGCGUUGCCAGAAAAGGACAAAACAAAUAACUCAUCAAGAUCCAAGAAGCCCAAAGGGCUGGAGCUGGCCCCCAUCCUCGUGAUCACGGGCAGCGACCCGAGCCCGCUGGGGAUCCUGAGCCCGUCUCUCCCCACAGCUUCCCUCACGCCAGCACUUUUCUCACAGACGCCCAUCUUACUGACUCCGAGCCCCUUGCUCUCCAGCAUCCAUUUCUGGAGCACCCUCAGCCCUGUUGCUCCCCUCAGUCCAGCCCGACUGCAAGGUGCUAACACGCUUUUCCAGUUUCCUUCUGUUCUGAACAGUCAUGGGCCUUUCACUCUGUCUGGCCUGGAUGGACCUUCUACCCCUGGCCCAUUUUCCCCAGAUCCUCAGAAAACAUAACCUGUGCACUUGCAGAAUGAGAGAACCAAGGACUAAAGACACGGACACUGGGCAUGGUUACAUUUGGAGUGAGCAAUCGGUGGUUCCACAGUGCUGAUGACAGACUCGUGUGACCUUUGCCAUUCCCAUUGAAAUGCCUUUUUAGGAUUCCCUUCCAGUAAGACUCAUGUUGGACUGUGUUUAAAAAAUGCCUUAAUUGGAGUCCAAACUCCACCUCCCUCUUUUGCUCUCUUUUCCCCCCAAAUAUUUUGAGCUUUGUAUUAAAGGCAUUUUUGGUGGGGUUUAGCAGCUAGCUAUGCUUUGCAAGAGCGAGUAAGAACAAAGUUCCUCCUCCUGCCUUACUAAAACCCUUUGGCCCAAAAAAAUACACACUCAAAGUAUAUUAUUUAAAGAAAUACUGGUUAAAUGAAAUCAGCCAUAUCUCAAAGACAAGUGUGCACUGUUGAGUGACUAAAGGUGAGCUAUGAUAAGAAAUAGGGGAGGAAGAAUCCUUUCUGCUCACACAGAGGAAGAUGAGAGCAGUACUCUUGGGGCCAUGCUGGUUUGCGGUGUGCUCUAACCUGUGUGAAGCGACUCCACAGAAAGGCGUCUUACAUGUAUACAGGGUGGGUCUCGGCCAGACGUGCAGCCUUGUCUGAGCCUGCCGACAGAGCAGGGAGGUGGUCUGAUUCCGAGUGGGGAGAUUUUUCAGCCUGGGGUUUAGGAGUGUUUGGAACAGCCGCGAGAAUGGGGGGCCCGUAUCCGGCCCAGGAAUGCUGGCCGCUCUCCGCGUGCUGUGGAUACGCACUCCAGUGCGGCAUGGCAGACAGCGGCUUGGAGGAGAGUGUGCCCAGGUUUUGAAGUUUGGAGGCGUCUCAAGAGUGAACGAGUCAGUCGAAUAAUGAAACAACAUGGAGGGCUUUUCCCAGUCAGAGGCUUACCUGGCACGAAGGACCCUUUCUGUUUACCGUUCAUUUCACCUCAUUUUCUGCGGUGGAGGUAAUCUUUCCAGUUUAAGGUUGUGAGAGGUCAUGAUAGUUUUAAAGAUAUAAUUAGGAAGAUGAAAAGCAAUAUGAGGCUUCCAAAUCUGUAGUGAGGAAAAGAUAUGCUUACUUCUUUGAAACUUUCUUUUUAGAUUAGGGAGGAGCAGAGUUCAUUUGGAAACCCUCCUACAUAGGCAUUAGAUUGCUCAUAUUAGUAGAGAAAAAUUUAGGCCUUUGUCUCUACAUUACCCAAUUUAUAAAGUAUUACCUUAUGGUAACUAAUGCCAGGUGCAGACAGCUUUGUCGAUCCCGCCAAACGGAAUUGAUACCAGCAUGUCAGUGGAAUCUUGAAAGUCCUGACUUUAAAGUCCAGUAUUAGAUAUUAUAUACGGCUCCUACCCCCACCACCGCUGCCCAUUAAACUACUUUUACAACCCUGGAGAUAGUUCCUGUGAUCCGAUCACAUGAACUAAAUGAACGAGGGAGCAAUGACGAGAGCUCAAGUGACACUGAAAGGAAUCGGCAUCUUCCAGAUGGGUAACACUGUGAAUGAGGUUAGGUGCAGGGUGGAGGAGCUCCCGGGCACGACUCCCCUGCUGGUUCAGCGACAGCAGCGGGACAGUGUUCAGGGAGCUGCCUUUGACUCUGGAGCGUGGGAGACCCGUGCUGCUCCGUCUGUGGUCCUUGGCUGACGGGCCUGUUCCAGAGACGUGCAGUAGUCGUGUGGAAAGGCGGUCCUGUUAGUGGUGACGCGGGACAGACUUACUGGACUUCUCCCCGUGUUGAAUCUUGCAGCGCACAUGCCUGUUUGAAAUUGGACCUCUCAGCAGCACUUUGGAAUAGUUUCAUCAAUAUUAGGUUGAUUAACGUUUUGUACAUUAAAUAAGUAAGUAUUGAUGGAUUGACUUAACUAGAUAUUUAACAUUUUGAAAGCACAAAAAAAAUUUUUAUCUUUUGGUAUUAAAGGAGAAAAGCCAUUGGUCUGGUUUCCCAGGUGUUGCCUUUCACAUCUAACUGCCUCUGGGCAGUGAGGACACUGUUGAAAGUGAGUCACAGUGGCUUCCUGCGGACGAGUUUCAGUGAGUCCUCCGUCUGCGAGCCUGUUCUGGAGCCUCUGAGAGGCGUGGGCCACAGGAGGCCGAUGGUCGCCUGCUUUCUCUUUGAAAUUAGUUAAUCUGGGGAAGCAUUUGUGCGUGCACAUGUGUGUGUCUUUUUUAAAUGGAAGUUUACAACCUUAGCUCAAGUGUAUGAGGCAGGCCAUUCUACGUGUAAACUACCUCCUUCCUGGAACAGUAUCAGCUUUAUAUAUUUUGAAAAUCCACAGAGUUCUUAGAACCCAGAGGUGACAUACCACUUAACAUCAGUAUUCACUGGAGAGACAUACUUGGUAGCUGUAGCUGAGGCCAUCGCCGGCCGCCUUGCCAGGAUGAAUGCUGCCAGGAUGAGUGCUGGUGGGCAAAAGUGGUCUAAGGUAACAGGGGAGCAGGUGGAGUGAGUUUUCAAGGCAUCUGCCAUGAUUAUCUCAGCUUUCCCUCUGCACUGGUCCAGAUCUACUCAGUGGUAUGCUGGGAAAUGUUUAACUGCCAGGCUCUUGGAAGGGAAAGAGAGCCUUACAUUGUAGCAUUUGCUGAUUUCCAAGGUGCAAAUUACUCCCCAUCUGGCCGAAGCUACCACCUUGGCACCGCGAAGGGAUGAGCACAGCCGCCUGCUCAGCCAGCAGCCACUGCAUUUGCUCCACCCGGGGUGGGUUUCAUGUAACUUCUAAAGCAUCUUUUUUUCAAUGCUGACUUUUAAAAAUACAGAAUUGAAGUCACAUGUCUGACCUCAGUGGUCUCUAUUCCAUGUCUGUCACAGUGCUUUUGUGACGUCAGACUCCUGGUGUAUUUUGUGUGUUCAAAGAAAGAUGGGAACAGCUGCUGAUUUUUAAAAAUUUGUAUGUAAUGGAAAAAUCCAGAAGCCCUGAAAAGGUCAGCCUUACACUUCUUAAGAGUUAAAAUAUAGGCUUAAUUUUUCUACAUUUUAUGGCUAAAAGAUAGGCGUGACUUUUUUGUCUUCAAGUUUUGAUGGCCAUGAGCCUAUGUAAUAAAAGGGUACUGGAGUUUUUAAAUUUAAGCUGAAAGAAUUCCUUGAAGAUUUACAUACUAUUUUCAAGGUCAGAAAGGCAGGGCUGACGUGUUGGAUCUGUUUACCUGGCACACUUUCUAGUUUUCUCCGAGCUGUGAGUCCCUUAGGCGGAGAAGGGAGAGCAAGUCAGAGGCUUGGUUCAGGAGCUGGGACCGCAGGCUGCUGGCAGCUCAGCCGCCACACCACCCACCUCUGGCCCUGCAUGAUGUCCAGUUGAAUGGUGCUGUUUCAUCCUGAUCACAGUUCGUGUUAGGAUUCUAGUUCUAGAGGCAGUUUUCUGUGUUUCUAGUGACUUUAAGCACAUCAGAGACCCUCACUGUCACUUCAGAAAAUCAGUCUCCACCCUUUUUGCACAUGCACCUUGAUCAGUACGAGCUUUUGAACACAGAUAUCCUAGUGCAAAUUCACAUGUAUAUAUGUUAAGUUGUAUACUGCUCUUCUAAAGUAAUAUGCACAUUCUAGGACACACACAAAAACAGAGAUAGGAUGGCUAGAAAAUAAGUGUCAAGUAGGAGUUCUGAUGUUUCUUCCUGCACCCAGCGGGCUGGCAACACGCUUUCUGUAACAACACCGACUCAGAACGUUGUCUGACCUGCGGGAAAAGGCAUGGAUGCUCUUGUCCUGACGUACGAAGAAAUCCUUCUGUAUUUGAUCUGAUUGUCAUGUAAAAUCUCUAGUAGAGAUUUGGGAUUUUUCAGGGGAAAAUUCAUGCUAAUUCUUUUUCUUAAGUCACCGAGUAGCCCAUUGCCAAGUGCUUUCCAGGGCCUCGCGCACACUGCUUUGGGCGGCCUGUCGUUGCCUUUCUCUUCAUACCAGGUUCGACUCUGAUGCACUUUUAUUUUACUAGUCUGCUUACAAACCUCUUUCGGUCUUAUUAGUGUUACAUUUUACUAAUAAAGUGAGAAUUAUUUCAAAUUGCUGUAUGUUAAAAUACAUAAUAAUCUCUGUUUUACUGCUGUGUUAGUAAGGUUUUUGGGUAACGUUUCAGCAUCUGAAGAUGAAAUACUUUCCUUGGCAGGCCCACUCUGUGUACCCCUCCACUCACCAUGUGAGUCUUAUUUAUCCCUGCCAGACAUCUAGAACCGUGCUCAGGGGCCGUUCUCAGGUGUGUGAACUGGCGUGGGGGCAGAUGCGGGGCUCUGAGCAGAACCCUGGAGCUCGGAAGAAUUACCGACCCAACGGGAAACUGAGAAAGACUCAUGGUGUUACAGUCCGUUACCUGAGGUGCGACAGAGUAGAUUAUUUCCGAAAAGGAACUGAGAAGGUAAUUGUUUAAUCCGCAGUAGUGAAGUGGAGGAAAACCAGAGGCGCACCUCUUCAGCAGGCGCUCUGACUGGAGAAUGGUUGCUGUGGAAGGUGUUGCGUUCAUUACCGUCCUGCUUUUGGGUCAGCAAGUCAGUGUUUUCUUGCCGUUCUCAGUGCUGCUGGCAUAGCCUGAAACCAGGUGCUCUGUUACUGCUCUCAGGUCAUCAGAAGUCAGUGUUUUAGUCUUCGAAUCUAGAGAUCUUGUGGGUGGUAGUGUAUUAAGCAAGAAGAGAAGGCGGUUUGAUUUCAUUUCUCAUACUUGAUGGAACCUGUUAGUAUAAAAGUCAUGUUUUGACCUGUGAACAGAGCAGAUCUGAAGGGUGAGUUGUUGAUGUAGUAUAAAUGUUCCAUUCGAAGCUGCCAGUUUCUUCAAGCCGCUUUUCUGAAGAAGAAAAAAAAAAGCAAUAGGUUGACAGCCAGCCAGAAAAUGGCAAUUUCUAGGGUGCUGUCGUUCACACCGGGCCGUUGUGGGAGACGGGGAUCCAGAGUGGUUCGAGUCGAGGGAAAGGUCGGCUUCAGCUUUCCGUGGAAACCAGGAGGUUCCGGCUGCCGCUAACAUCAUCUACAAUGAAACCUUGAACCAGGAAAUUCAUGAGGGAUACAAUCAAACAUUGUAAAUCUCUUGAACUCUCUAAUCUUUUGAGUAUAAUAUACAGCAGGAAGUUUUGUGAGGUUUAAAAUUUUAGUUUUAAAUACCUAAUUAGGAGACUAGAGCAUUUCUUUCCAAAUAUUUUGACUUAUGGGCUGAGUACAUAUAUGUGUUUAUAUACUGAUGUAUUGGCUGAGUGUGUGUGUGUGUGUAUAAAAUAAAUCUGUUUUUCAGAGGGAACAUACUGUUUAUCCUCUAGGAUGGCUCCUAGGCUAUUUUGUACUAAAACUUAAAAAAAAUUGGCGCACUUUGCAAUUGCCACUUUUAAAAAAUUAAUGCCUUGCACAUUUCAGUUUUUUUAAAUGCAUAGACUCAUAGGCCUUAAAGACCAUUUGCUUGCCAGCCUUUAGUAACUUGGCGCCAGGUCUGAUGGCUGCCGAACAGGUCAUCUUCAGCUCCUAGUUCAUGUCUUACGGGGCAAAUGAGGAUGUCCCUUCUUAGAGUUUCUUCAUUUACUUUUGCUUUUGUGUAGAACCCAUAUUAUGUUGGGUUCUGAGUUUCUCAAAGGAGAGGUUGAUGUGAGAAGUAGUGUUUCUGAAAUACCGAUCCAACCGUGGACUGAUCCGAUAGUGAAGGGAUUCUGGCAUUGCAGCCCGGUCAUCCUCGUGAACUGGCAUAAGUAUCAGCAGGAACCUCAGAGCAUCGUGGGCCGAAUACUGUCCACUUUCCCUUGCUUUCCAUCCCAUCAGGGCCCACUCUGGGUCUUGUCCCUUCUAAGGGUUCUGAGCCCUGCUCGGACAGGCCUGGGAUCUUCUGGACGUGGGUGGGGGUGGCGGCGCCCUGUGGCUGGGCCGGAGUUCUCGCCAUAGAAAACAUUCAAGUACGCCUAGAGUUCAGGGGCGAGAAUGCCAUCUAUUGGUAUUAAAUCAGUUGGCACUUUGGGGGACACCAUUAUUAGCACUGUUUUAUUUUUAAUAACUGGAAGCACUUAAUGAUUAUUUUGUUAGUUUACUUUCAGCUUUGAGGGUCAGGGAAGUAGGGUUUAUUUCUCACUUAUGUUUUCUGGAACUUAAGACUGUUUGAAGAGGAGAUGAGCGGAUUACCCAAGCAGCCUUUCUUCUGGUUCUCUACUAUGCCCUUUGACUAGGAUGUUUCAGAAUAAUUAACAAGCGUUAAUAUUUCGCUUUGCAGAAAUGUGUGACUUUUAAUGAUCUACAAUUGAUGUAUUGUAGCCAACUUCGUAAACUGUUCAAUUUUAAGUUUCUUUUCUGUUUAAUCAUUGUUGUUUGUGUAUGUUAUGUAGGGGACAGAGUUCCUUUUCAGACAUUUCAUAUUUUUUUGUUGGGGCAGUGGUCCCAGUGGCCUUUAUAUGUACAUAACAGUCAUUGCUUUUGCGAUAAAGUAGCAAGUUUGAUGAACUUCCCUGCUCAGCGUCAGUGAAAUUAAGAUGCAUAUAAGUAAAGACAGAAAUCAGGACAAUUAGUUUUUGAUUACUUAAGGCCAGUUUGUCCAGUUUGGCCGUCCAGCCUUCUCUAACUGCAGUCCUGUCUCUUUUCUUUGCCUUCUGGCAGUGUAGUUAACCUUUGUUCACAUGUAAGUCCAGUCAUUUUGCUACUGCUUAGCUUUGGUUUGAGGCAAUAAAAUUUUUUACUAAAAUUAGCUUUUUAAAAUUGUGCCCUUUAUUCACCAAAUAAUCAAGUUGGCUAAAAGUAAAAAGUGUAUAACAAACAAUUUUUUUAUGAGUCCUACUGGACCUUCAGGUGUGGACAUUACUUGAAAAUUAAAAGCUCUCUUUUAAUAAUAAACUCGUUAUCUUAUCCACCCAGUCUGUAACUCGGAGGGAGGGUCUGUGCGGAGCCCGCACAGAAGAGGUGCCUCUUUCAGGUCGGGGUCUCGGCGUUGGGCCGCGUGGUGGCAGGGACUUGCCAGGGCGCUUUUCUUAAACCCAGGUCUUUCCGCUGGGAAGACAGUUCAUUUUUUAUUUCCCUUCUUGUGUAUUUUAUUGAAAUCUGUCUCAUAAUACCCCUUACCCAUCACUUUUGUAUAAACAGAAUGCUUAUAUAUCAAAUGCAAGUGCAUACCUACCCAAAGGGAAGAACAACUGUUAAAGUUACUGUUAGAGUAACUUGUCUUCAUUUCAUUGUCAUUUACAUCAGGGAGACUUUCAAAGGUUUAAAAAUCACUUUUUUUCUUUUUUUCCAAAAAAGCAAUUAAAAAGAUGGUAACUGCUAACAUGUAUUAAAAUUGCAUUAAUUUUGUUGUAACUGAGAGAGGCUGCCCAUCUCUUCCGGCCAGGCAGUCUGGCCUCACCAGCCUGCGGGGAAACAAAGGGGUGUUGUUUCAGAGUUGACGAGGGUGCCUGUGGCCAGGGUCCUGCGUUCUGUUCAUCGGCGACAAGAAACUUUGCCCCAGGUUUAGGUGGGUGAAGGGGCUGGUGUGCCAGCACCGCGAGGGCUUUAUAAGGUGCUGCUUGUCAAAGACAAAAAGUGUUCCUUCCGACGUGGUAACGGUUGCUCUGAAUAACUAAUCAGGUGAUCCUUGUUUUUUUUUCUAUUGCUUUGAAUUUUAUGCAAAGAUUUUUUAAAAAUUCUGAAAUGGUGAUAUGCAUCUUAUUAGAAAGAUGAUACAUUAAAAAUAUUUUAUGUAAGAACUGACAGGAAUUUGCUUUGUAUAAUGGCUAGCUAGCUUUAAGAAAGCAUUGUAGAAAAUUUAUUAAAGUCCAAAAUUAUAUAGGUAUGUUAAUAGAUAUACGUGCAACUAGAUAUGGACAACUGUAUUUUUUUAAAUAAAUAUUUUUAACAAAAUG